AUGCUCUGGACAACAAGUAGAAAUGGUGGUACAAAUAAAGAAUGUAUGUAUAAAGAGGUUCAAAUAAUUAACACGCCCGGUAAUAGUACUGCAGUUGGUGCCACUAUUAUAAUCACUUGGACAUAUACCCCACAAGCGAAUGCACUUCCAGGCAUUUUAAGUGUUGUCGAUUACACAUCUAAAAACUCAAUUAUAAUUAGCAAUUCCAUAAAUCUAAAUAUUCAAUCUUACACAUGGAUAGUCAAUGUUCCUGCGGGAACUUAUUACCUUAUCCUCAAUGACGGCUCUGAUAUUAAAUAUUCUGGAAAUUUCACAGUCUUCCAACCCGCAGGUGCGGCUCCAACUUCGAUUGCUCCAGCUGCUCUAACUUCAGUUAUUCCAGCUGCUCCAACUUCAGUUAUUCCAGCUGCUACAGCUUCACCUCCAAAUUCACCCGACGUUCCUCAUAGUGCCCCUAAUUUCCCUCCUGCCCUUCCUGUUCAACCAACUUCUUCUCCAGAAAAAUCAUCUUCAUCUAAUGUUGGAAUUUAUAUUGGUGUUGCUAUAUGUGGUAUUGUAGUGGGUUUAAUCUUUGCUUUUGUUGGGAAUCGUGUAUAUAAAAAACAUAAAAACUCAAAAUUUGUUCCAACGCCUAGUAGCGCUAACCACUAUAUGCUACAUUAA
Messenger RNA from Dentiscutata erythropus, 663 nucleotides. Lineage: Eukaryota; Fungi; Glomeromycota; Glomeromycetes; Diversisporales; Gigasporaceae. The record is from the annotation of a GenBank genome assembly.